UUUCUUGUGUUGAAGGCUGGAUUGGCAGUGAAUUCAUCUAAACGGCGAACAAGUUCUUCCAAUUUUUUUGGGUAAAAUAAAUUGGAAUCAUUUGAGUUGCGUGAUUAUCCUUGGACGCUGAAAAAAUAAAGAGUUUGUCAUCGACCGAGAAGGAUGAAUAAUAACACGACGUCCAGCGUUGUCAUAGGAUUGUGUGGGGAAAGCCCCGACCUGGUCGUGGACAAGGUCAGUGACCACAAGAAAUAUACAAGCAUCUCUCCUCUUUCGAUCAUGAGGGCAACCUUGGGUCGCGCUCAACACGACUCGCAGGCGACGAAGCUGCGGCUGCACUUCCGGGCCAAACAGUUGGCGUAUUUGGCGUCGCAGAAUGGAGAUCAUUUGCAGCACCACAACCAGAACAGCUACCAUCCGGCAUCAGAGGGUGGUGCACCACCACCACAGCACCACAUCCACCAUCCGAGGGACCACACUGCUGCCGAGCUCAUGAAUGCUGGUCUCGAUGCUAAUGAACGUGCCCCAGUUUUCAACUACUCCACUUGGAAUCAUGACCCAGUUUUUGGGUUCGAAACCAUGAUUUCUGGCAAAGAUGUGCAGUCGAACGCCAUUCAUUACUGGGCCCAGUUGUGGCUGGCGUCCGCCGCCUACUUGGCGGUCAUUUACGGGAUCAAAAGUGCCAUGGCGACUCGAAACCCGUUUUCUCUACGGGUUCCACUGAUUGUAUGGAACUGGGCCUUGGCUCUCUUCAGUCUCUGCGGCGUGUUACGAAUGCUGCCUGAACUCGUCUUUGCACUCAGCAACUACGGAAAAUACCAUUCCGUCUGUGUUGCCAGUUACGCCGAGCUGAACAAAGUGUGCGUAUUCUGGGCCUGGUUAUUUGGCCUGUCGAAGCUGGUCGAAUUUGGCGACACGGUUUUCAUCGUCUUGCGAAAACAGCCGUUGAUUUUCCUGCACUGGUACCACCACAUCACGGUCUUGCUCUACACGUUCUAUUCAUUUACCGAACUGACGGCAUCCGGAAGGUGGUUCAUCACAUUCAACUACUUGGUGCAUACCGUCAUGUAUGGGUAUUACGCACUGAAGGCCAUGCGGUUCCGAGUCCCGAAAUCCGUCGCCAUGUCCAUCACAAUUCUUCAGGUUUUGCAAAUGAUUGUCGGGAUUUACGUGAAUGCGUCUGCGUAUGCCUUCAAACGUCAGGGCAUGCCUUGCAGUGUCAGCUACGACAACAUGAACGCCUCCUUUGCCAUGUAUUCGUCAUAUUUCCUGCUCUUCCUCAACUUCUUCUACAGGGCCUAUUUGUGCAAGGGUAACAAGGACAAAUGGGCCUCGAGGAAUAAUGCGACGGAAUCCAAGGCCAUCACUUCUUCCAAAAAGGUCGACUAACAGCAGUGGUUCCUUUUCAGAAGAAAAAAAAGGUUUUUUUUUUUGGUUUGUUGCUAAACCGCUGGACGGCAAUAAGAUCCAAGUCCGGUUUUGUCCACCGUUUUUUGUUCAAGGUUCUUGGAAAUAUGUUUAAGACCUGCUGUUGAAUGGGCUCAAGGUCAAAAUUGGAAUUCCUAUAUGUAUACGCAGUGAAUCGUGUAUUGAUUUUUGAGCACGUUAUGAUUUGAUCUUGGCCAGGAAGUAUCGUGCGAAAAAACAUCAGUGAUCUUUUUGCGCGCCAAGUGGACCAUUUUCGAGGUUUUCUAAUUGAGUUAAAUUCUGAUGAAAAGUGCUUAUUGAUGGGAAGGGACUCAUAUUUUAAAAUACUGUAGUUCAUUACUCGAUUGAGUUCCAAUUUCCAGCAAGAAAAGGCAUAUUUUCUGAAUAUCUUACCCGUUCAGAAAUGACUAUCCAGAAAAACCCUUCCAGGUUUUUCAAGGGUUAAAUUGGUCCGGAAGCAAGUAUAGAUAUGUUUUUUAUGAUGAACGUGAUGUGCAUAAAUUUUUAAUUGGGUUCUUUGCUUUUUAAAAAUUCGAGAGCUGUAUAGUUUCGGAAUCGUGCUCUCGGUGUUUUAAAAAUAAAUUUUUGAUGGAUGAAGAGGUAGAUGGAUGAGCUUUAUUGCGAAAUAUGACUGCUUUUUUGUUUUAGUUCAAUUUGUGAGUUUGAGUUGAAAUUUUUCUGAAAAGUGUCAAUUAUACAGCUAGAAUCCGCACAGAAUCUCCCGUAUUGUGGACGGGAAAAUAAAAUUUGAUUUUUUUGUAUGGAAAGAUUCCUCUGGCUUAUAUAUUCAAUUGCAAUUUUUCUGAGCGAUAUGCCAUAUCUGCUCGGCAUGUAUUUUCAUUUUUCCGAGUGAAGAAUUUCGCAAAACAUCGAAUCGAAAAUUUUCGGGAAACUUUGAUUUUAUUUCGGGAAAAAGUUAUUCGAUGUCCUGUUUUUCUUGUGCUGAUCUGACAGUCCUUUGUGUUAUUCGGGAUUGCUUACGUUUGUAUGCAAAGAAAAAUACAUUCAUUUUACAA
Molecule: messenger RNA, 2435 nt
Organism: Notodromas monacha
Lineage: Eukaryota; Metazoa; Arthropoda; Ostracoda; Podocopida; Cyprididae
Source: the annotation of a GenBank genome assembly